UACUCUAGCACUACUAAUAUAAUAGGUACAUUGUAUUCUAUAUACUACACAUAUAUUCACUAAAAUGGCCUUGGAAGUAACUCAUAUAUGCAAAAGAACUGUGGUGAGCACCAAGGCAGUGGAGCCAGGAAAGUACUUCCCCUUGUCUGUUUUGGAUCGCUACAUGGAGAACAACCACAUUAGGAUGGUGUACUAUUACCAAACCUCAAGAGAAGUGGAACUUGGAAAAGUGACCAAGAAGUUGAGAGAGACCUUGUCAGAGAUGCUUACCCAUUUUCCCAUAGUGAGUGGAAGGUUGGUAAGAGAUGAUGAGACAGGGCAUUGGAAGAUCAAGUGCAAUGAUGCUGGAGUUAGAGUGGUGGAGGCCAAAGCCAAAGGGAGUGUAGGAGGGUGGCUAGCUAACCUUGAUAGGGAAAAGGAACUCCAACUUGUGCAUUGGGAGGACAUGUUUCACAAGCCCUAUUAUUGGUCCACCUUUUAUGUCCAGCUAACUGAAUUCGAAGAAGGUGGAUUAGCAAUUGGCCUAAGCUGCUUUCAUCUCUUGGUAGAUUCCACUUGUGCAACAUUAUUCAUGAAAGCCUGGGCUGACAUUUCAAUGGUAAACAAAAUGAUUACUCCUCCAUUAUUCCAUCAUUUACCUCCUCGAAGGCCACCAAAUAGAAACCCCAAUCAUCACCUCCACAUGGAGUUAAUUCAUCACUACAAAUCCCUAAUUGAAAAACCCAAUUCUACAAAAGAAACAAUGUACACUACAAUUUCAAUGGGCUUCUCAAACCCCAUGGUUCAGGCCUGCAUGUCCAUGGCCCAACCUAAUGGCCCAAUACCGCCCUUUGAGGCUUUAGCAGCAUUAUUUUGGGUCUCUUUGAGCAAAGUGAAGGGUCUGAGAAAUAGGCUUGUUGACAUGUCCAUAUGUUUGGACAUGAGAAAAGUGUUGGGCCUAGAUUGUACAUUCUUUGGGAACUGCAUGGUGUAUAAUAAGGUCAAUGUAGAAGGGAACAAUUACAAAUUUCCGCAAGUUGUUAGGGCAAUAAGUGAUGUUGUGGCUAAAAUGGACACUGAGGCAAUUAUCAAUUUGACCGAGUGGCUAGAAAAUAAUGAUGUGAAUUCACCUACCAUGAUGAACAAUCAUAAUUUGGUUUGUACUAGUUUAGAGGGUAUGGACCCUUAUUUAACCGUGUUUCCAGAUUUGUUCAAACCCAUCCAUGUUUCUUAUUACAUAGAACCAGUUGUGGGAGAAGGACAAGUUUUGAUUCUGCCUGGUCUUCCAGAGGAGGGUCCUUUAAGUAGGGUGGCCAUGGUGACCCUUAGGAAAGAAGAAGCAAUUAAGCUUUGUGAAGAUGAUCUUAUUUCACAAUUCUCUCCCACUAUAUUGAUGAAAUGUGAAUGAACAAUAAUUGUGAUUUAAUUACAAUUAUGUCAAU
Glycine soja is the source of this 1421-nucleotide messenger RNA. RefSeq names its product protein ECERIFERUM 2. The record is from RefSeq and is a predicted model, not a curated record. Lineage: Eukaryota; Viridiplantae; Streptophyta; Magnoliopsida; Fabales; Fabaceae. Gene Ontology annotation, molecular function: acyltransferase activity, transferring groups other than amino-acyl groups. The transcript has 2 exons. The coding region runs from base 65 to 1387 and encodes 440 amino acids.